Haemonchus placei is the source of this 318-nucleotide messenger RNA. Lineage: Eukaryota; Metazoa; Nematoda; Chromadorea; Rhabditida; Trichostrongylidae. The record is from the annotation of a GenBank genome assembly.
AUGCUUGUUCUGGAUGCCGAUACAGGCGUAGUCAAUCCCAAUCAUUGCAUAGAAGAAUGGAUAGAUGACCGUGUGGACGUCAUUCUCUAUGAAAGGCUUUUUACUAGUGAAAUUGCUGCUGGAAGUUAUAUGGUUCGCAAUUCUGAGUUCGGAAGAGACUUUCUCAUAAAGUGGGCAGAUCGAGAGUUCACAUUACACAAGGGUUGGACCGGGCAGGACAAUGGAGUAUUGCAUGUUCCGUCUGAACCACUUCUUGGUGUUAUGACUUCGGAAAAGAUGCUUGCAGUAGUCGAAUUGGGUAUGGGCAAGACCGACUAG